CUAGGCUGAGCGACGGGCAACCCCUCCUAUGGCUAUCGAAACUCUGGAUCCCGGCGGCUAGAGUCGGCCACUGCGAGGAGCGGGGCUGGGCUUUGCGGGCGCUUGUUGUUGUCCGGCCGGGGAGAGCAGAGGUCGCUGACUCGUCGCCGUCGUUCGUUCGUUCGCGGGGCUCUCUGUGGCGGUCGGCAAGCAGGUCGGUCGCGGUAGUCGGGCGCCGUGCAGGGGCGAGGCUAUGUCGCGGUGGCAGCCCGGACGGGCCGGCAGGGCCUGGAGUAACGGGACGUCGCCGCAGAGCUCCUUCCCCCGGAUACAGCGCGACCCUAGCGGAGGCCGCACCGCUGCCCUCCGGUCUUGAAGAGCUCGCGCCUCCCGAAGCCCGCCCAGCUUUCUCGCCGGCACCGCCGCCGCCCGCCCCGGCCCGGUCGUGCCCCGCCCAGUAGAGCCUAGCCUAGCAGGCAGCACUAGUCCUUCUGAGUGCAGACCCCUUCCCCAAGGACAUGAAGCUCUUGGAGAACUCGAGCUUCGAGGCCAUCAACUCGCAGCUGACAGUGGAGACUGGAGAUGCCCACAUUAUUGGCAGAAUUGAGAGCUACUCCUGUAAGAUGGCAGGAGACGAUAAACACAUGUUCAAGCAGUUCUGCCAGGAGGGCCAGCCACACGUGCUUGAGGCACUGUCCCCACCCCAGACCUCAGGCCUCAGUCCUAGUAGAUUGAGCAAAAGCCAAGGCGGCGAGGAUGAGAGCCCCCUCAGCGACAAGUGCAGCCGGAAGACACUCUUCUACCUGAUUGCCACACUCAACGAGUCCUUCCGCCCUGACUAUGACUUCAGCACAGCCCGAAGCCACGAGUUCAGCCGGGAACCCAGCCUCAGCUGGGUGGUGAAUGCGGUCAACUGCAGCCUGUUCUCAGCUGUGCGUGAAGACUUCGAGGCUCUGAAGCCAAAGCUGUGGAACGCAGUGGACGAAGAGAUCUGCCUGGCUGAAUGUGACAUCUACAGCUACAACCCAGACCUGGACUCAGACCCCUUUGGGGAGGAUGGCAGCCUCUGGUCCUUCAACUACUUCUUCUACAACAAGCGGCUCAAGAGGAUUGUCUUCUUCAGCUGCCGAUCCAUCAGUGGCUCCACCUACACUCCCUCGGAGGCAGGAAAUGAACUGGACAUGGAGCUGGGAGAGGAAGAAGAGGAGGAAGAAGAGGAGGAAGAGACCAGGGUUGGAGGCAGGGAGGGUGCCCUGGAGGAGACCAGCGCCAUGGAGGAGGACAGGGUCCCAGUGAUCUGUAUGUGAGGAGCAGGAGCAGAGGCCCGGGCUUCAUCCAGCUUCCACCAGUGCGUGGACCUGUCCAUUUGGGGGCGGGGCCUGCUGCUACUGCCCAAUUCCAGCACAACCGUGGCCACGCCCACCUAGCCCUUGGCCCCUCUUCCCAGGGCUCCCGCUGCCCACACUGUUGCUGGACAGGACAGCACAGGGACUGGUGGGAAGGGCCACUGCCUUCCCCUCACGAACUGACCGGCAGGGCAGCUGGAUUACAGAGUUUAUUUUUGUAUUUUGUACUGGGUCAGGCCUGGGCCUGCACACUCCAGCCCAAGGGGCCUGAGUGGCCAUUCAGCCUGGGCCCACCCUUACCCCUCACCUUGCCCAUUGGGCAGCCGUGCACUGAGUGUCACUUUGCUGCAGCUCGUUUGUUUCCAAUAAAAGUUUCUGUGA
Erinaceus europaeus (western European hedgehog) is the source of this 1706-nucleotide messenger RNA. It is a transcript of the gene MAF1, whose product is annotated as MAF1 homolog, negative regulator of RNA polymerase III. Gene Ontology annotation, cellular component: nucleus. The record is from RefSeq and is a predicted model, not a curated record. Gene Ontology annotation, biological process: negative regulation of transcription by RNA polymerase III. NCBI's taxonomy places the organism in Eukaryota, Metazoa, Chordata, Mammalia, Eulipotyphla, Erinaceidae. The transcript is spliced from 8 exons. Gene Ontology annotation, molecular function: RNA polymerase III core binding. The coding region runs from base 498 to 1286 and encodes 262 amino acids.